CUCCUCUCUCGUUCAAUACAACAGGUUUAUAAAUCUGGAUAAUAACCCUAGCUACCUCCUAAUCCUAUCCACCAAAUAUCUUAACACUAAUAAAGAGCGUAAAAUAAAUCCAUGCACGUUAGUUUUAACCUUUUUUUCACUUAGAGCCGCCAUGAAAGCUGAACUAAGAACAAAUAUCGCUACGUCCAUUAAUCCUCUUCAAACCUCAAGUCUUUUAAACAGUAAUCAAACUCAAACCUCGCUCUCCGGCGCUCUUAGAGGAUGUCUCGGUAGCAUUGAUGGAGCGUGCAUAGAGAAGCUUCUUCUUCACUGUGCUAGUGCCCUCGAGAGCAACGACGAAACGUUGGCUCAGCAAGUGAUGUGGGUGCUGAAUAAUGUUGCUUCUUUGGUUGGUGACCCUAACCAAAGGCUCACCUCUUGGUUUCUAAGGGCACUUAUCUCUCGGGCAUCUAAAGUUUGCCCUGCAGCCAUGAAUUUUGAUGGUAGCAACACCAUCCUUAGGAGGAGACAAAUGAGUGUUACUGAACUUGCCGGGUACGUUGAUCUAAUUCCAUGGCAUAGGUUUGGCUUUUGUGCAUCAAAUAGUGCCAUUUUUAAGGCAAUUGAAGGGUACCCUAAAGUUCAUAUCUUAGAUUUUAGUAUCACUCACUGUAUGCAGUGGCCUACUCUUAUAGAUGCUUUGGCUAAAAGACCAGAAGGUCCACCUUCACUUAAAAUUACUGUGCCCUUAACUAGGCCUCAAGUUCCUCCCUUACUUAAUGUAACUACUGAAGAAGUUGGCCUCCGUUUAAGCAAUUUCGCGAAGUUUAAGGAUGUCCCGUUCGAAUUUAAUGUAAUUGAUGAUCCUUCAGCAACGGAAUCCUCUGCUGCUGGCUUUCAGUUUGAGUCACUGCUCAAUCAUUUGUCUACUUCUGUAUUAAAUCUUGAUGAUGAUGAGGCCUUGGUAAUAAACUGCCAAAACUGGCUUCGCUAUUUAUCCGAUGAUCUUAAGGAAACAACUCGAGAUUCUUCUGCACGCGAUACUUUUCUUAAUACCGUUAAAAGACUUAAUCCUCGUAUUGUAACCAUUGUCGAUGAAGAUUGUGAUCUAAACGCGUCAAGUCUCACUUCAAGGAUCGCUACUUGCUUCAACUAUCUCUGGAUACCGUUCGACGCAUUUGAAACUUUCUUGCCUAAAGAUAGUUGUCAAAGGAUUGAUUAUGAAUCUGAUAUCGGUCACAAGAUUGAAAAUGUAAUUAGCUAUGAAGGGUCUCAAAGAAUAGAGAGACUAGAAUCCGGAAUUAAACUAACACAAAGGAUGAAGAAGGCAGGUUUUAGUUGUGUUGAAUUCUGUGAAGAGACAGUCAGAGAAGUGAAAUUUUUGCUAGAUGAACAUGCUAGCGGGUGGGGAAUGAAAAGAGAAGAAGAUAUGUUGGUUCUCACAUGGAAGGGUCAUAAUUCAGUUUUUGCUACGGCUUGGAUACCUAAUAUAUAUUUAGAGGAUUAAACCAAAUAAGAUUUAGUCUUUUGUAGCAUCAACUCUAGGUUUUUUGUGUUAGUCUUAUUGCCCAAACUCAAUCUAGCUAAUUAAUGCUUAA
Molecule: messenger RNA, 1577 nt
Organism: Mercurialis annua (annual mercury)
Lineage: Eukaryota; Viridiplantae; Streptophyta; Magnoliopsida; Malpighiales; Euphorbiaceae
Product: scarecrow-like protein 32
Exons: 1
Coding region: 152-1486 (444 amino acids)
Biological process (GO): regulation of DNA-templated transcription
Cellular component (GO): nucleus
Molecular function (GO): sequence-specific DNA binding; DNA-binding transcription factor activity
Source: RefSeq, a predicted model, not a curated record